GUCAGCAAAUAGGAAUUGAUCGAGUCCAGUUGCCAGUUUUUGCCGCAAUCCACUUUUAAACGCUCGAUCCACAACGAACGGCCGAAACAGAAAAGGACGCUUCCUGGCUGGCGGCUGCCUCCCCGGGUCGAUGAGCAGAGAGUGAACACAUCAUCGUACCACGCGAACGGAGGCGGACGGAUGGAAGCCCUUGCUUUCAGUAGGAACACUCCGAUCGCAUCUUGUAGAUUUCCCACUCGGAAAAGGAGGGACAGGGAGCCCUCCUCCUCCCUCCUCCCGGUGGAUCGUCGGCAUCUUCACAACCGGCUCCCUCCCUCGCUGUCCCGCAAUAAAAGCCCUAUUCGCUACUCCGUCUCCAGGUUAGGCCUCAUCCGCCCCCGUAGCUUUCGCGCGCACGUCCUUGCCGACGGUAACCGCGACUUCCACGACCAUGAGAAUGGCCACGAGCACCACCACCAUCACCACCACCACCACCACCACCACCACCACCACCACCACAACAACAACCACGGGCAUGGAGAAGAUGCGGUUGCAAAUAAAGCUCAGGAUGCUAUUCUCCGCUUUGCGCAAGCGGUAGGCUGGGCCGGCCUUGCGGAUUUCCUCCGGGAGAACCUACAUCUUUGCUGCUCUUCUAUGGCGUUGCUUCUCCUCGCUUCUGCCUGCCCCUACGUCCUUCCUGGCGGGGCGAUCAAGCGGUGGCAGAAUGUGCUUAUUGCAAUUGCCUUUCCUCUUGUUGGGGUAAUUCCGUACCUGCUAUAUCGUACCAUUUUUUUUUUUUUGUAAAU
Messenger RNA from Zingiber officinale, 785 nucleotides. RefSeq names its product probable cadmium/zinc-transporting ATPase HMA1, chloroplastic. The record is from RefSeq and is a predicted model, not a curated record. Lineage: Eukaryota; Viridiplantae; Streptophyta; Magnoliopsida; Zingiberales; Zingiberaceae. The transcript is spliced from 2 exons. Bases 181 to 783 code for a protein of 200 amino acids.